This is a messenger RNA of Lampris incognitus (smalleye Pacific opah), 3116 nucleotides long. RefSeq names its product matrix metalloproteinase-16-like. Bases 396 to 2213 code for a protein of 605 amino acids. Gene Ontology annotation, molecular function: zinc ion binding; metalloendopeptidase activity. Gene Ontology annotation, biological process: proteolysis; extracellular matrix organization; collagen catabolic process. Gene Ontology annotation, cellular component: extracellular matrix. The record is from RefSeq and is a predicted model, not a curated record. Lineage: Eukaryota; Metazoa; Chordata; Actinopteri; Lampriformes; Lampridae. The transcript is spliced from 10 exons.
UCCAGCUUCUAUGUGUCUGCCGGGAGGGAUCCGCGCACAGCCGCCGGGACGUGUUGACCGGAGCCGGGACGUGUUGACCGGAGCCGGGACGUGUUGGACCGGAGCCGGGACGUGUUGGACCGGAGCCGGGACGGAGGGGAGGAAGCGGCGUUAAAACGGCCGGAAGCCGCCGUGAAUGGUUCUCGUUAAAGCGGCCAAACUUCCUCCGCACAGCGGCCGACCGACACGCUCCUCUCCCGGGGCGCGACCGGCGAUGUCCCCCCCCAGCAUCUAGGAUAUAUCGCCCCCCCCCACCCCCAGCUCGCUCUCUUCUUCUUCUUCUUCGGUUCUUGUAGUUCUUCUACCGACUGUUGCCAGAAGCAGCAGCAGGACAGAGCAGAACAAAGUGGGCCACUAUGGUGCUGCUGCACGCGCGGAGGUGCUUGCAUGGUGUGUGCGCGGGGACCCUGAGCCUGCAGCUCCUGCUGUGGAUUUUAUGCGCCGUGAACGGAGAGGAGCAGCCCUUCAGUGUGGAGGCUUGGCUCCAGAGGUAUGGCUACCUCCCUCCCACAGACCCCAGAAUGUCGGUGCUGCGCUCGGCCCGGAUCAUGCAGUCCGCUAUAGCUGCUAUGCAGCGCCGCUACGGGCUCAACGUCACCGGCACCUUGGACAGCAACACCGUAGACUGGAUGAAGAAACCCAGGUGCGGGGUCCCAGACCAGUUUGGAGGGGCGUCGAAGUUCAGUGUCAGAAAAAGGCGGUACGCCCUCACGGGACAGAAGUGGCAACACAAACAUAUCACAUACAGCAUAAAGAACAUUACGCCGAAGGUGGGCGCCGAGGAGACGCACGACGCCAUACGGCGGGCCUUUAACGUUUGGCAAAACGUGACGCCGCUGCGCUUCGAGGCCGUGCCCUUCAGCGAGCUGGAGAGGACCAAGAAGGACGUGGACAUCACCAUCAUCUUCGCCUCUGGUUUCCAUGGUGACAGUUCUCCCUUUGAUGGUGAGGGUGGCUUCCUGGCCCACGCCUACUUCCCAGGUCCCGGGAUAGGAGGGGACACGCACUUUGAUUCGGACGAACCGUGGACGCUGGGCAACCCGAACCACGACGGUAAUGAUUUGUUCCUGGUGGCGGUCCACGAGCUUGGCCACGCGCUGGGUCUAGAGCACUCCAACGACCCGACAGCCAUCAUGGCUCCUUUCUAUCAGUACAUGGACACAGACAACUUCAGGCUGCCUCUUGAUGACCUGCUGGGCAUACAGAAGAUUUACGGGCCCCCAGACAAGAUCCCACAGCCCACCAAGCCCCUGCCCACAGCACCGCCACCCCGGUCCCACCCGCCCUCAGACCCCCGCAAGCCAGACCGGCAGACGCGACCCCCGAGGCUGCCGCCGGGCGACAGGCCGCACUACCCCAACACAAAGCCCAACAUCUGUGACGGAGGCUUCAACACCCUGGCCAUUCUGCGGAGGGAGAUGUUUGUCUUCAAGGACCACUGGUUUUGGAGGGUGAGGGACAACUCUGUGAUGCCUGGCUACCCCAUGCUCAUCAACUACUUUUGGAGGGGUCUUCCCCCCAAGAUCGACGCGGUCUAUGAGAACAGCGAGGGAAAAUUUGUCUUCUUCAAAGGGAAACAGUUCUGGGUGUUCACCGACACCGUGCUCCAGCCGGGCUACCCAAAGGACAUCUCUCUGUUCGGCCACGGCAUGCCGGCCCAGAGCAUCGAGACCGCCGUCUGGUGGGAGGAUGUGGCCAAGACCUACUUCUUUAAAGGGGACAGGUACUGGCGGUACAAUGAGGACAUGAGAACCAUGGACCCUGGAUACCCUAAACCCAUCUCCGUGUGGAAGGGCAUUCCCGAAUCGCCGCAGGGGGCGUUUGUCGACAAAGCCAACGGUUUCACCUACUUUUACAAGGGGAAGGAGUACUGGAAGUUCAACAACCAGCGUCUGCGCGUGGAGCCCGGCUACCCUCGCUCCAUCCUCAAAGAUUUCAUGGGCUGCGACCUGACGCCGGUCGACCCCGAGUGGCCCCCGACCGACGACGGCAACUCGGACGUGGUGAUCGAGCUGGAGAAGGAGGCCAACACGAUGAAGGCCAUCGCCAUCGUCAUCCCCUGCGUGCUGGCGCUGUGCCUGCUGGUGCUGGUCUACACUGUGGUGCAGUUUAAGAGGAAGGGCACGCCGCGCCACAUACUGUACUGCAAACGCUCCAUGCAGGAGUGGGUCUGAGAGACAACGGAGGGGAGGAGAAGGAGGAGGAGGAGGGAUGGAUGGACGGGUGGAGGGGCCCUCUCCUGUGUCGGAUUAGGAAGGGGAAGGAGACGGAGGAGGUGGCAUUGUGGACUUUUGGACACCUGCAAAGCGAACACGCGGCCAUUUCCUCCCUCCUCUUUCUGUGCGAUCUGACCUCCUCUCUACGCCGCACAGAAACAGUCUGAGGUGGUGGGCAGGCGGGGUGGUGGGCGCCGCCCUCCACCCCUCCAUCCAUAUGACGUGACGCCCACACAGAGAACUUUAAAGCUGACUCCGCAGAGCCCCGGUCACCCACCCCACCCCCCGCCCCGAACCCUUUUCGACGAACAGAGGCGGCGUCUUCGUGGACCUGCGAGGAGAGUCUUUGCCUAAACGAACCUUUUUGUCCUGCUGGGCAAGAGGAAGCAUCAUCACUUUGUACCCGACAAACUUCACUUGCUUCCUCCCUCCCUCACGCCGUCUCUGCUACUGCCCAGCGCAGCCGCUCUUAAAAGAAGGGGGGACGGGGGGGGGGGGGGGCGGGUGGAUGGGGUGGCGGGACCUUCAGGGCGACUCAAGACUCUUCCCGCAAUGCACUGCGUUGUCAUCAGUCAUAUCAGGUUGUGGAGAGAACAAAAGUCGCUUCGUUCUUUUAUAUCUUUUGAUCGCCACCACCACCUCAAGCUGGGAAGAUUAACGCCUCCACCUCUACUAACCAUUAACCAAGAACCAUCUCAUCAACCAUCUCCUCGCCAUUCUCUCCACUUGCUCACUUCUCCCGUUGUUUUCUAAUUUAUUUGUUUUCUCGCUCUCUCUUCUUCUUCUUUUUUUUCCUGGAGAAAGGAGGUCCUUAGCGUUCCCUUUAAUGCAAUCCUAAAGAAAAGUUCAACCCAAACCAAA